This is a messenger RNA of Punctularia strigosozonata HHB-11173 SS5, 1905 nucleotides long. RefSeq names its product ATP-dependent RNA helicase dbp9. Lineage: Eukaryota; Fungi; Basidiomycota; Agaricomycetes; Corticiales; Punctulariaceae. The coding region runs from base 1 to 1905 and encodes 634 amino acids. Gene Ontology annotation, cellular component: nucleolus. Gene Ontology annotation, molecular function: nucleic acid binding; ATP binding. The record is from RefSeq and is a predicted model, not a curated record. The transcript is spliced from 10 exons.
AUGCCGGACCCUCUCUUGGUGGACAACAAAGCCUCCUUCAGCUCUUUUUCACAUAUCCUUGAUGCUCGUCUACUGCGCGCACUGGCCGACUUGGGCUUCGCACGGCCAACAUUGGUUCAGGCGAAAGCUAUACCGCUUGCCCUUGAAGGUCGAGAUAUCCUCGCGAGAGCACGGACGGGCAGUGGAAAGACUGCGGCAUACUGUAUCCCUGUGAUCCAGAAGGUCCUCAGCGCGAACGGCGUAGCCAUCGAUCCCCGACAGCAAUCAGCUCCGACAGAUAAGCAUACACAUGCUCUCAUACUGGUACCGACGCGUGAAUUGGCGGAGCAAGUGAGCUCCCACUUACGGGCAUUACUCGCCUACUGCGAGAACGAGGUCAUCGUAUCAAACGUGGCCAGUGGUGCAACGAGUCACCUCCAGAAGACUCUUCUGGAAGACAGACCCCAAAUCGUUGUAUCCACGCCGUCUCGGGUUCUCACCUUGCUCAAGUCAAAGACCGUGGACAUCAGCAGGAUCGAGUGUCUUGUCAUCGAUGAGGCCGACCUCAUCUUCUCCUAUGGCCACGAUGAAGACAUACGACAGAUCCUUGGCGGCGGCUAUCUCCCGAAGAUAUUCCAAUCUUUCCUCAUGAGUGCCACCAUGACGGAGGAUGUCGAAACCCUUAAGGGGCUCGCAUUGCGUAAUCCCGCUAUCCUUAGACUCGAGGAGGGCGAAGACCAGGCGGCGAAUCUGACGCAGUACUCCGUCCGGUGCUCAGAGGUUGACAAGUUCCUACUCACGUACGUUAUCCUCAAACUCAAGCUCAUCAAAGGCAAAUGCAUCAUCUUCGUCAACACCGUGGACCGGUGCUACCGCCUCAAGCUGUUCCUGGAGCAGUUUUCAAUCAAGAGCUGCGUAUUGAACUCUGAGCUUCCAUUGAAUUCAAGGUAUCAUGUUGUCCAGGAGUUCAACCAGGGUGUGUACGACUAUAUAAUUGCGACGGAUGAAAGCGGCGGCCGUGGCGAGGAAGAUUCCGACGAUGAAACAGAUGCGGAGGUCUUGUCCACGCAGCGGGAGGACCCGGAGGACGGCGAGACCUCGAAGCGAAAGCCGAAGAAGCGCAAGCGUACGGAAACUUCGGCUACCCCGGAUUCACAACACCCGAAGCCGAGCAAGCGAAGCAAGGGAGGCAAAGUGAAGAGCACUGAUCGAGAGUAUGGGGUUACCCGAGGCGUGGACUUCAUCGAUGUGGCUUGCGUUCUCAAUUUCGAUCUGCCAUCGUCCUCGCGGGCAUACACUCACCGAGUUGGGCGAACCGCGCGGGCCGGGCGGACCGGCAUGUCCUUAUCCUAUGUCGUCCCCAAGGAAGAAUGGGGGAAGAAUAAGAUUGUCGGGUGCUUAGAGACCGCUAAGAAGGACGAAAAAACCUUUGCGAGGAUUGAGAAAGAGCAAGCUGCGAGAGGUAGCAAGAUAAAGGAAUAUAAGUUCGAUAUGGCACAGGUUGAGGCGUUCAGGUAUCGAAUGGAGGACGCCCUUCGCUCUGUGACAAGAGCGGCAGUCAAGGAAGCCCGAAUCAAGGAGCUGAAAACGGAGAUACUAAAUUCCGACAAAUUGAAGGCUCAUUUCGAGGACAACCCCCUUGACCUCGAGUAUUUGCGACACGACAAACCGCUGCACCCCACGCGCGUACAGCCACAUAUGAAGCAUGUACCAAAAUACCUAUUACCCCGGAUUGCCCCCGCUCCGGUGGAGGGGCAAGCUUCUACUCCGACGGAAGCCGAGCAGGAGCGUUCGAGCAGCGCCGGGUUCGUACCUUUCACCAAAAAUUCAGCACGGGGCCGCGGACGAGGAAGGGGGCGUGGUGGCAGAGGUGGCAGCAGAGGUGGCCGCAAGAAAGCUGAUCCUUUGAGAAAGUUUGGAAGAUAG